AUGGUACGCGAAGAUAGCAGUUGGGCGAAGCAGUCGGUCGCAGCAAGGGCCUUUUUGCUUCACCACAAUCUCGUUCUGAUCCCCAACCGACGACAACCAUCACUUUCGCCAGAGUCCAUUUCGAGCUGCAGAAUGGCUUCAAUUUCCGCGGGUGGCUCUAGGCCGAGCUUGAGUGCUCUUUCCCAGCGUUCCACGCGACUGAUACCGAGACAUGGUCCGAACCUGACAUCAAAGUCAAACAUGCGGAGCGCGUCCCUCUCCGCGCGGGCGAUGUACGUGCGCACCUCCACCUCAGGCCGUAGUCCGAGCCGCUUCGCCCGUUCCCACCGCUCCAGCCGCGUCAGGCCGGAGCAUGGCCCGUAG
Molecule: messenger RNA, 363 nt
Organism: Chondrus crispus (carragheen)
Lineage: Eukaryota; Rhodophyta; Florideophyceae; Gigartinales; Gigartinaceae
Exons: 1
Coding region: 1-363 (120 amino acids)
Source: RefSeq, a predicted model, not a curated record